This is a messenger RNA of Humulus lupulus (European hop), 1814 nucleotides long. Its product is annotated as putative F-box/LRR-repeat protein At4g15060. Bases 1 to 1434 code for a protein of 477 amino acids. The record is from RefSeq and is a predicted model, not a curated record. The transcript has 2 exons. Gene Ontology annotation, molecular function: protein binding. Lineage: Eukaryota; Viridiplantae; Streptophyta; Magnoliopsida; Rosales; Cannabaceae.
AUGGCUGAAAGGGACAUAAUAAAGAAACGUGGUCAUUCAGCGAGAGAAAGAGGUGAAACGACAUCAAUUACUGAGGACAUAAUUUCAAAACUACCUGAUGCAGUUAUCGUUCAUAUCUUGUCGUUUCUCCCUACUUUGGAUGUCGUUCGGUCAUGUGUUCUUUCAAAGCGUUGGGAAUUCAUGUGGUAUUCAGUCCCCAAGCUCUUUUUCUCUGAUUCUAGUACCACUGCUUCUGAUUUUCACAAGUUCCACAAUUAUGUCGACAAUUGCUUGGAACACCGCAAGAAAGGCAUGCAUUUUAUAGUUGAUUCAGCCACAGCUAGUUUUAAGCUUCAAAUGGGUUUCUACCGAAGAAGCAAGGCUGGCUGCCUAGACAAAUGGUUAGGUUUUGCAGUUGAGAAUAGAGUGAAGGAAUUGAGUCUUAACUUGGUGCCAGAAAAAGGUAAGCACUACAAGUAUUACUACUACUGCUUACCUAAAUCAGUAGUCAACUUAAGAUAUUUGACCAUUUUGGAAUUGAGUGGACUCGAGUUGGGUUACUCGUUUAGUUUUCCGUCCUUGAAAUCAUUGUCCUUGAAAGAUGUUGGGCUUGCAUAUAAUGUGAAAAAUGAUGUGCUGUCCAAGUCUUUGUUGGAUUGCCCUUCUCUUGAGAAAUUGCUGUUAAGUUCAUGUCAUAAGUUUAGUACUCAUCAUCCGCUCCGGAUACAAAGUUCAAGCCUCAAGUUGAUGGAAAUUAAAUCCAAUGCAUCUCUUCAAGUUGAAGCCAUAAAUCUUGAAUCUUUGGUACUAGAUUUGGUUUGCUUUGGGGAAAUAAAUAUCUCUGCAUGUAAGGCCAUUAGAAAUCUUUCACUAAUUAAUUGUGAAUGGGGUAAAACAGACCAGUCAUAUCUCGUUUCAAAUCUUCCUCACCUUGAGAAUUUGACUUUGGAUACUAAGUAUUAUAAGUCGGGGUUGGAGCGCCUUAAAAUCUCGAGUCAACACUUAAAAAGUUUCAAGUUGAGUAAUGGGAUCUAUGAGAGAGAUAUGAUCAAGGAUGUCACAAUUAAAUUAACUCCAAAAUUAACUUCAUUUUGUUAUGAAGGUAAUAUGAAUUGUAACAUAUCACUGGAGUCACCCAAUUUGUUGAACGGAAAAUUUGUAAUUAAAGAUUAUCCUCCCAACUAUGACACAAAUUGGUUUAUCAAUAUGAUCAAUUUUUUUCUGAAUCUCAACUGCUCUUGGAAUAUUGUGACGCUGCAUGUUUUCUCAGAUGAGGCUCUCAUCAUGCCGGACAAUUGUAAAAGGAUAUGCCAUUCUCCUCUACUUAAUUGGAAGCAUGUCAGAGUUAUUACCCGCACUCGCUACACACUGAGAAAAUCAGACUUGAGAGAUGUCUUGAUGUGGAUCUCACCCUCUUUAAAAACAUUAUCUAUUAAUGGAGAGGGCAUAUUCUAGUUGCCUUACAAUAUUAUCAUAACUGAUGCUAUAUUUUUAGUCUUUUUGAGCUUGUAUAUACUAUUUUAGUAGCUUAGUACUAAUGGAAUUUGCUACUUUCAUUUUGCCUAGUUGGUUUGUUUUGAGAACUUAUCAGGGGUGGUAGAAGUUAAUGUUAUCCCCUUGUUCUAAUGUAUUUUGGAGGGUAACUAUAUCACUUUGCUCUGAUGUAUUUUGGAGGCUCUCUUUGUUUUUCGAGACCCCUUGUUUUAAAUGAAGUUCGAAGUUAACCACCAAAAAGUUAAAUUAAAUAUUUUUCUUAUUUUCUUGUCGUUUAUUGGAAUUUCGUAAGGCUGCAUAUUAGCUCAGGUUGCCAAUCAGUUGUUUUAUUAAUUAUUUUC